CUUUUGCAUUGACUUUCCACCUGAUCUUGGCACAGGGGAUCAGCCUCUGUCCGAAUGGCAAAUCUCCACCGCGUUCCAUGAAUUCUGGUCGUUGCAACCCGUCAUAACCAUGAAAUCCUGGUUCCAGAACUUGCUGAUCCACGGCCAGAGACCCUCUCUCCCUUGCCGCUGGGAGGUCUGAGUCUGGCCAGACAACCUUGUUCUUUUAAUAGUCAACUACCAUUCUUCUCCUCGCCUCUUUUUUUAAUUUUUAAUCUUCAUCUUUUCGUCUUUUGACGUUGGGCGUCUCUGUCUGAAUGAGUUGCGUCUUUCCUCCUCUGACAGCGGACCCGGUUGACAGACACGCCUUUUUCCAGCAAGACCUUGCUUACUAGUAUCAACUGGCCUGGAGCCGGCAUGUCAACGCCUGUGACCGAAUUUCCCUCGUUGGACGUGCAUCCCGAUGAGAGAACUGCUCGACAUGGCGGCGACAGCACCUCGCCCACGUCCGAGAACGAUACCGUCACCAACGAAAACUCUCCGGAAGAUGACAACGACUACAGCAGGCCAAAGGUCGAUACAGACUACCACGACAGCCAUGAGGAUACAAUACGCUCACCCUCCCAGGCACGCGAACAGGCGAUGCGGCUCGAGGACGACCUGGCCCUUCUCCAAGCCGAGAGGGUAGCCUCACGGUCGACCCACGAGGAGAAUGACGACUCGCGCAGCUACGGCGAAUCCAUCUCUCGAGCUCGCUCACAGCCCGCCAUUGACGAGUUCGACGAAGCUACCAACCCUCUACAUGAGAAGGCGGCUAUUUACAACCCGCCAGAGAACCCCAAUACCAACUUGUCAAAGUUCGUCAAGAGGAUCCACAAUUCCAGCUUUCUCGUUCGUUACGCCACCUACAUCACUCCGCUCGUUGUGUUACUGUUGAUCCCGCUUCUUUUGGGUGCAUUGGUAUACCCCAGGGCGAAUGUAGGCGGCGUUCACCUGCUCUGGUUUUCCAUUUGGUUGGAAAUUGUGUGGCUUACUCUCUGGGCUGGACGGAUUGUCUCAAAAUGCAUUCCCGCCAUUGUAUCCUUAUUCGCGAGCAUCUUCACCAACAAUGCAAAGAAGUGGCGGGAUCUGGCGAAGCAAUUAGAGCUACAUGCCGCCCUCUUCUUCUGGUGGCUCAGCGUGGAGAUCUCAUUCUUGCCCAUCAUGAGGAACCACCGCGUUCCGGGCAGUGGCAGUCCCGGUAGCUGGGAGACGACCCUCAACAAAAUCAUCAUUGUCAUCUUUGUCUGGACGAUAUUGAACCUGAUCGAAAAGUUCAUUAUUCAGUUGAUCGCCAUGAGUUUCCACAUGCGCACCUAUGCCGACCGGAUCGAGAUCAACAAGUUCCAAAUCGGCAGCUUGACUAAGCUCUAUGCCUUCUCCAAGGACCGAAUCGCCAUGGCCGACGAGGAGUUCGAAGAAAGAGGCGAAAAGCCUGCUUCUGGAGUGAGAACACCCUUGCAGUAUGCCGGCCGCGCUCAGAAGGUGGCAAAGGGUGCGCUGAACAAGGUUGGCGAUGUUGCGGGCGCCGUCGCUGCCGAUUUCACCGGCCGCAAAGUAAACAAGAGCAGCCACCCGUACCAGGUCAUUCUGGCCCUGUUGGCCACCACCAGCGGCAGUCAGGUUCUGGCUCGUCGGUUGUACCGGACCUUCGUCCGUCACGGGUUCGACACUGUUUUCUCUGGUGACCUGAAGGAGGCCUUUGACAACAACGACGAGGCCGAGGCGGCCUUCAUCAUGUUCGACAAGGACAUGAACGGUGACAUUUCCAUGGAGGAGCUCGAGUCGGUAUGUGUGGAGAUUGGCCGGGAGCGCAAGUCAAUCACCGCCUCGCUCAAGGAUCUGGACUCAGUCGUGUCCAAACUGGACGACGUCUUUGCGUUCAUUGUACUGAUCAUUACUCUGAUUGUCUUUCUCUCCCUCAUCUCUACAUCCACUGCAGGGGUUCUCACCUCGGCCGGAUCGAGCAUCCUCGCGCUCUCGUGGCUAUUUUCCGCUACCGCCCAGGAGUUUCUCCAGUCGGUCAUCUUCGUCUUCGUGAAGCAUCCGUUUGAUGUCGGCGACCGCGUAACCGUGUACGGCAACUCGGGCGAUUCAGGGCUUGGAGAUGACUACUUUGUCAAGCAGAUCUCGCUGCUAUAUACCGAGUUCAAGAAGAUGCAGGGCCACGUUGUCCAGGCGCCUAACAGUUACCUGAAUGGCCUGUUCAUCCUCAACCAGCGCCGCUCGGGGGCUCUCGCUGAAGCGAUCCCUAUUGUCAUCCGGUAUGGUACGACCCUCGAGCAAAUCGACGCCCUACGCCAACGACUACUCGAGUUUGUCCGCAGUGAGAAACGAGAAUACCAGAGCAACAUCCUGACAGAGCUCCGUGCCGUCACGGAGAACUUCUCGCUGACCCUCAACGUCGUCUUUUUUUACAAAUCCAACUGGCAGAACGAGGGUUUACGCCUACAGCGCCGUAACAAGUUCAUCUGCAUGCUCAUGAUCGCCCUGCAGGAGAUCGGCAUCGAGGGCCCACGCAUGAACCUCCAGGGUGCCAAAGUCGACAUCCCUUUCCAUGUGUCCUACUUUGGCAAUAACAACAAUCAACAACACCACCCUGGCAAUGGUUUCCACGACGCCCGAAGCCCCAUCACCCCGAUCCACAGCGACACGCCAACCAUCCCCGAAACCACCACGGCAACCAGUAGCGGUGUUCUGCGCCAGCAACCGUCCAUCCUGCGCAAGGGGAUGAACACCGUUGCUGCACGCGCGCGCGGCGAGUCCACCUCGCAUAAACACGUCGACUUUUCACUCGGCAUGCGUGACCUAGCCUCAGACGACGUGAUGGGCGACGUUUUUGACGACCGUAGAGGCAACAACCACAGUGGUGGUAGCGCGAACCGGAUUCGCAUCGACGAGGUCGUCCGCUCUGCGAACCGCGAAUCCGCCGAACGCCGCAUUCAAGAAGCAAAAGAAGAAGAAGAGGAAGCAGCAGCAGCAGCAGCAGCAGAGGAGGCCCAUCACCGUAUCUCUUUCUCCUCCUCUCGUCGCCAUUCACAUCUCAGCAGCGGGGGUGCUUCCUCCUCGCGUCGAUCAGUCGACUCCCAACCGCGACGCAGCGGGUCCACUUCCAUCCACCACAACCGCUUCUUCCGUACUCGACACCACCGUGCGACGCCAGGCCGAGCAGACGAUGACCAUAACCUUAUGGAGCAAGGACGGGCGUCCCUGGAGAGUACCGGUGAUGCAACUGGUAGGGCGAUGGAUCCACGGACGGGAAUGGUUUCCCCGGCUGCCAUCCAGGAUGAUUGAUAGAUACAUAAUAUAGGAGACAUGUUGAAGAAAUAUAUUCAGAUCAUAUUGGCAUUACGCAUCUAACCGCCACCAAAAGAAUCAGUAUAAAACUGCUGCAAGUCCCUAAUUCCCAUUCUUCUUAUACAUAGCCAAGCCGCC
Messenger RNA from Penicilliopsis zonata CBS 506.65, 3453 nucleotides. RefSeq lists its product as hypothetical. Gene Ontology annotation, cellular component: membrane. Gene Ontology annotation, molecular function: calcium channel activity; calcium ion binding. Lineage: Eukaryota; Fungi; Ascomycota; Eurotiomycetes; Eurotiales; Aspergillaceae. Gene Ontology annotation, biological process: calcium ion transmembrane transport; intracellular calcium ion homeostasis. The transcript has 2 exons. Bases 397 to 3312 code for a protein of 971 amino acids. The record is from RefSeq and is a predicted model, not a curated record.